AUGGAGACGACCGCUGAGACAGUGGUCCUUUCCCUGGAGUUUGCAGCAACUGAACUCGUUCUGCAGAGGUCUGUGGAGAUUGGGCCCUCCGUCGUCGAGGCUCCGCUGCUGGUCCUCUGUGCGAUGGACUUUGCACCAGAGCUGUUGGCUCCCCCUGCGCAGGCUCCGUCCGAGACCGUGAACUUUGCGGGCCGCGGCAAGGCCCUGCUCUUCGAGGCGGAGUCCAGCAAGGUGCGCCAGGUUCCGAGGAGGCCGUUCUGGGUACUCUUGGCCACAGCGCGGCAAGAGGACAAAGAGGACCGACUACAGGUGCACGCCUCCGUGUGCUUCGACUUGGCGCCAGAGGUCGCUCGUGCCUGUGCUCGCGGCAAAAGGAAAGGCCAAAGUCACGCUUUUCAUCGCACCUCUGCGGAGCUGGUUUCAACGUCGACCGCACAGGUCGUGGCAGUCCUUCAAUGCGCUAUCAGGGUCUCCUGUCUUCGUGGCAGCUUAGACGGGCAGGUGCCAAGCGGGCCAAGCGGGGACGAAGCCGAGGCAGCCGAGGCAGCCGAGUGCAAGGACAUCGAGGUGCGGAGCUCCCCGGUGCCGGUGCCACAAAGCGAAAGCGGUGGGUUUGGAGGAGCCGAAGUCGAACGGAAUCCUGGGCACGUGAAGGGCCCGGGCCUGGGCCCAGACGAGACCUGGUAUGCAGCGCCCAUCGAAAUUGGGACGCCGCAGGAGCCCACGAAACCUGCCGGAAACGGCGGUGAUCGAGAGGAAGCUGCUGAAAGCGCAGAUCCAGAGGCCCUCUCCGCCCUGACCUUGGCGCUCCCUGCUCAGCGUGCCGAAGCAUUGACUCCACCACACCGAUGCCUGCUGAUCGCAUGCGACCACGAAUCAGGAGAGACCUGGGUUACCGAACGACUUGUUUUGUAUGUCAGUGGCAGGGCUGAAGCCACCUUCAGCGACGGGUCUGCAGUCAUUCUGCAUCCGCCCAAUGCUGCGAAAGCAAGCUUCUUCACUUCCGAUGGUCGACGACAGCGCUUGCUGUCGACAUGCUCUCCGCAGUUUGGACGCGCAGAGGUGCGCGCCAAAAUCAUGGCGGCAGCAGCCGUGAGGGAUCAAUUCCACCCACAUCCAUCGUCGCUUGUUCCGGUGGAGUCACGUCGGAAAUGCUUUGAAAAGCUGCUGAAGCCGUCCGCGGCAGUGUGGCCGUCACACGCCCCUCAAUCCCGGGAGGACGGAAGUGUGGAGGUUUCGUCGUUGGAUGGCUCAGUACACCUGACCUUGGCCCCACAUGGAAGGACCUUCGUCGUCCAGUGGCUGCGGCCCAUUGCAGACUCUUCCAGCUCCCUUCAGCUUCAGGAAGUAAUGGCGAGCUCUGAAAACCCUGAAACUUGGCCGGACGGGACCUUCCUCUCGCGUAGCGAAGAUCGAGCUGCUGGCCUCCAUGACUGCGUCCAGCAAGUUCAGUGCUUCGCAGUUCAAGAGCCCGUGGAAGUUGCAUGGGUCUACCCCCUGCUGAUCUGUUUGCUUCGGCACCAGACAUGCGACGAGAGAGGCGAUCUCAUACGAGGUCUUGCGGAGACGUUGCAGCAGUGUCAGAUCUGCGGCACCGUUCUUGACAGUGGUCAUUGUGUGACGGUGCCGCUCCCCGCCGCCCAAAUCGGAGAUGGAGCUCAUUGUGGCAGCCACAGCGGCGACGACAUCUCUCCUGCUGCAUGUAUGGGUACAUUCGGUGAGGGCCCGGUCAUGCUGUCAUGGACGCCACAGUCAGCCAUACGACUGGGCCAUGCGGAGGCCAGUGUCGAGCUGUUAGAUUUGGGCUCAGAAGACUCCUCUCUGUGUCGGUCUGGGUAUCAGUGGGCUUUUCUGGAAUCCUCGCUAAGUGGUCGUUUCUGGAAGAUGGUAGCCUCAAACCUCGAGUGGCAGUUGCCCGAUGUCUUGUGCGUGGAUCUGCUUCCGCCCGGGCCAGGGGACUCUCCCUUCGCCUGCCGGCUGAUCGCCCUGGUAGAGGAGGCCUCGUUGUGGCUUCGCCAGAACAGCUCUGAGAGCGUAACGCGGGGCGCGGGAGUUGGGAUCUGCAGCGAUCCCCAGCGGCCUGGGCCGGGGCCGGGGCCGGGGCCGGGGUCUGGAGCUCCUGCGUGGCUGCACGAGGCGCAGCUGGAGGAAGGAGGCGCGUGCCUCACGGUCUUCCGCUCAUGUGAGCGGCGGCUUGUGCGGGUGCUCUUUGCAGAGGGAGCCCGCAUGGACUUCGAGCUGGAGCAGGGAGAGCUUUCUCCCGGCUCCAACUUCCGGCUCCUCACGAAACACGGAGAGCUGCUUCGAAGGCGCUUCGUGGAGCCCUUGGGCGCCGAGGCAGAAGUGGCACAGGCUCUGCGGCUGCUGAAAAAGCUCGAAACGAAGAUCCGUGGUGGUCCCCACGCUCACGCGGAGAUGCAAAGGGCGGCCCAGGCCGCGGCCCAGGCGGCGCUUCGGCGCACGCGGGUUUUCCUGAGCUCUCUGCCCACGCCCACAGAGUCGGAGGCGGAAAGGGCACAGUCAAAGGGGUCGUAUGCAAUGGUGUCGCACCCGAUUGGCACAGAUGCUUGGUGGGGAGCCGGCUCGCCUGACUUUGCGUCGCAGAUGACCCGCGAGCUGCUGGAGCUGAGUGAGACGGGGCAGAACGAGCAAAACUGGGGAAGGGAGAGGACACGCGAGUUUCUGAAAGCACUGCAGAUGCUUUUGGUGGUCCUCACAUGCCCUGCAACCUGCCUAAGUGCCAUCCAGGCGGACGCGUACAAGAAGUACGUGCUGCUGUGCCUUAAGGUGCAUGGCGAGGUCAAGCUGUUGCCCAUCUACACUUCGCAUAUCCUUGUGAGGUAUUCAAAAAGCCCGAGCUAUGUCCUCGACAUUGCAGAGGCCUUCAAGGCUUCAGACAUCGCCGCGUUGCAGAGGAUUGUCGAAGAGAAACAGCCGGCCAUCGAGGCAGAUCAGAAUCUGGGCCUGGUGAAGCAGGUGCUUUCCUCCAUGAGGCGACACAAGAUCCGAACUUUAACCAAGACGUAUCUGACGCUGUCGCUGGCAGAAAUAGCUGCCGAGGCUGGCAUCCAAGGCGAUCAUGCCGAGGCAGAAGCGAUCCUCUUCGACAUGAUCUCGGAGAACGAGAUCCAGGCCAGGAUCGACCAGCGCACCGGCAACGUGUCCUUCGAGGAUGCGGAGAACCUGGACAUGGACAUGAUGCAGACGCUCCAGGGGAAGCUGGGGCAGAUCAUGGAACUGUCGCAGAGGAUCAGCGGUUUCGAGCAAGAGGUAGUGACGAGCGAGUCCUACGUGCGGAAGACGAGCCUGCUGGACAUGUCUGCAGAACGCCAAGCGGGCGCCAUGUCCUACGACCUCAUGGACAUGUGA
Symbiodinium sp. CCMP2456 is the source of this 3369-nucleotide messenger RNA. The record is from the annotation of a GenBank genome assembly. Lineage: Eukaryota; Dinophyceae; Suessiales; Symbiodiniaceae.